AACAUAAUUCGCAAAUAUGGAGAGCCAGGUUGAAAGGCUCGUCGAGAAGGCGUGGAAGAAGUAUGAGGAAACGCCAAAGGAUAAGAGAUUAUUGAUCGGCGUUGCUGGUAUCCCCGGCUCAGGCAAAACGACCUUCUCACAAAUCAUCACCGACCGAAUCAAUGCCCGCGCCUCCUCUUCAGAUCCUUCCUCUCCUCCUCCAGCAACAUUCGUUCCCAUGGACGGCUUCCAUCUCACCCGCGCCGCCCUCUCCGCUAUGCCAGACCCUGAUACCGCCCAUUUCCGCCGCGGCGCAGCCUUUACCUUCGAUGCAUCCAAGUUCCUCACCCUUGUCCAAGCACUCUCCAAGAGGCCAAUUCCACCAGAGCCAAUUCUUGCGCCAUCCUUUGAUCAUGCGCUGAAAGAUCCUCGAGAUGACGAUAUUGUCGUCAAGCCGGAGCAUCGUGUUGUUGUGCUUGAGGGGAACUACCUUGCGCUAGAUCAGGAUGUUUGGAGAGAUGCGGCGAAGCUUCUUGAUGAGGUCUGGUUCGUUGAGGUGGAUUUUGAGGUUGCGAGGAGGCGACUUCGAGAGAGACAUGUAAGAGCAGGUAUUGUGAAGGGUCUUGAGGAGGGAGAUAGAAGGGCCAUGGAGAAUGAUCUAGUCAAUGGUAAAGAGAUCAUUGACUUUAGACUUCCAGUAGAUGAAGUGAUCCAAAGUCGCGAAGACGGAAGUUGGGUGCAUGAAUAG
Fusarium odoratissimum NRRL 54006 is the source of this 727-nucleotide messenger RNA. RefSeq lists its product as uncharacterized. The transcript has 3 exons. Gene Ontology annotation, cellular component: cytoplasm. The record is from RefSeq and is a predicted model, not a curated record. NCBI's taxonomy places the organism in Eukaryota, Fungi, Ascomycota, Sordariomycetes, Hypocreales, Nectriaceae. Bases 17 to 727 code for a protein of 236 amino acids.